UAUUCCAAGAUGAAGUUCUUCGUUCUCGUGGCUAUCGCUUUUGCUCUGCUUGCUUGCGUGGCGCAGGCUCAGCCAGUUUCCGAUGUGGAUCCAAUUCCAGAGGAUCAUGUCCUGGUGCAUGAGGAUGCCCACCAGGAGGUGCUGCAGCAUAGCCGCCAGAAGCGAGCCACAUGCGACCUACUCUCCAAGUGGAACUGGAACCACACCGCCUGCGCCGGCCACUGCAUUGCCAAGGGGUUCAAAGGCGGCUACUGCAACGACAAGGCCGUCUGCGUUUGCCGCAAUUGAUUUCGUUUCGCUCUGUGUACACCAAAAAUUUUCGUUUUUUAAGUGUCACACAUAAAACAAAACGUUGAAAAAUUCUAUAUAUAAAUGGAUCCUUUUAAUCGACAGAUAUUU
This is a messenger RNA of Drosophila melanogaster (fruit fly), 399 nucleotides long. It is a transcript of the gene Def, whose product is annotated as defensin. Gene Ontology annotation, cellular component: extracellular region. The record is from RefSeq and is marked reviewed. The coding region runs from base 10 to 288 and encodes 92 amino acids. Lineage: Eukaryota; Metazoa; Arthropoda; Insecta; Diptera; Drosophilidae. Gene Ontology annotation, biological process: defense response to Gram-positive bacterium; defense response. The transcript has a single exon.